UAUAAGUCCCUCCAUUACUUUUCAUCAUUUAAAUAAAAGAAGAGAGAGAGAGAGAGAGUUAACAUCUAUUGCUUAUACUCUCCAGGCAUCAACAUAGGUAUAGCAAGAAAGAUGGGUCACCAUUCUUGCUGCAAUCAACAGAAGGUUAAGAGAGGUCUUUGGUCCCCAGAAGAAGAUGAAAAGCUCAUCACUUACAUUACCACUCAUGGCUAUGGUUGUUGGAGUGAAGUUCCUGAUAAAGCUGGGCUUCAAAGGUGUGGUAAGAGUUGUAGACUGAGAUGGAUAAAUUAUUUGAGACCUGAUAUAAGAAGAGGAAGAUUUUCACCUGAUGAAGAAAAAUUGAUUAUUAGCCUUCACAAUGUUGUAGGCAACAGAUGGGCUCACAUUGCAAGCCAUUUACCUGGUAGAACUGACAACGAAAUAAAGAACUACUGGAAUUCUUGGAUCAAAAAGAAAAUCAGAAAGCAUAACUCACCUUCUAAUUCAUCAACCACCACCAAUCUUACACAAAACCAUGUUAUUGAUUACAAUUUCAAUAUCAAUAAACUAGAUCAGAAUAUUGUAACAACACCAAAACCAUCACCAUUUCAAGAAACUACCUUGUUUUCUCCAACAUGUCCUUUGUUCAUGUUUGAGCACGGAACAUCAACAACAACAAUAACAGCAACAACAACAACAUCAACGCAAAAUAGUAGUAUUAAUCUACAAACAGAUCAAUACUUUCAAGAUUCUGUACUAGGUUUGAACUCUGAAGCAUGGAAUCAAGUUCAAUCAUCACUACCUCCUCCAAUAUCAACAACUUUUACAAUGGACACAAUGAACUAUCUACCACCUUUGAUAGAGAAUGUGGAAAACAUGGUGGAUGAGGAAGUUGGCGAUCAUAGACAAGUACAAGAGUUGAACAACAUUGAUCAAUGGCAUCAACAACAAUAUCCUAACAACAGCUUUCUCUUUUGGGACAACAUUGUUCAUCUCGGUGGGGAAGAAGAACAACAACUAGCACCAAAUUCAUCAUCAAAUAUGGGAACAAACAGUACUACACUUUCUCCUUUUCCUUCUUCAUCUUUUUGAGAUUUAACAAUUAAUGAUUUGUGAAAAAAGUGUCCCUACUCUUUUUUUAUUUUUAUCUUCUUUUGACAAUUCUAACUCGGAGAAAAAAAAAUUCAUGAUGGUCCAUGCCAGGCUUUCGGAAACUUGCAGGGAUUGUUCUUUUCCUUUUGAUGAUAUCUUUUUCAAUUUUCUAUGUACCUUUUGAUUGCUGAUUUGAAUGUAAAGAUUGUAAAAAAAAGUGAGUGAAGUAAGAUACAUGUCAUGUAUAGCCAUGCAUGCGUGAGGUUAUUGGUGUGUGUUUUCAGACCCUUUAGAGGGAAAAAUUAUAAUUAUAAUAAUCAUAAUAAAGGUGAUUGGUACUGGUAGGUAGAACUUAGCAGAGUUUGAUUUUGAAGAUACUAUAUAAAGCAAUAUUUCAUCAGUUAAAUAUUCACUCAAUAUUUGAAAGUA
Vicia villosa (hairy vetch) is the source of this 1500-nucleotide messenger RNA. RefSeq names its product transcription factor MYB86-like. The record is from RefSeq and is a predicted model, not a curated record. NCBI's taxonomy places the organism in Eukaryota, Viridiplantae, Streptophyta, Magnoliopsida, Fabales, Fabaceae. Bases 112 to 1071 code for a protein of 319 amino acids. The transcript is spliced from 3 exons.